UGAAGUACCUUCAGCAAAAGCAAAAUGGCGGCUGCCGAGGACGACAACACGAAAGCAUUGAGAUCUAGAAAUGUUUUUGGAAGUCACGAGAACGAGGCGUUUUCAGUGUUCAAAGAGCUUAGGGAUGACGGAGAACUCUUGGAUGUCACGCUUCAUGUACAGGGUGAAGAGAUCAAAGCACACAGAGUUGUUUUAGCAGCUUGCAGUCCGUAUUUUCGUGCGAUGUUAACAACAGGAUUCGCGGAGACGUUUAUGAGUACGAUUCCGUUGCAUGAAUGUGACCCUGUCGGCGUUCAAUCAAUCGUGGAAUACUUCUACUCGAAGAGGCUCACCAUAACAAAAGAGAACAUCGAGGGACUUUUAUCUGCUGCAAGUUUAUUCGAAAUACCCUCUAUUGUGCACGAAUGCGGAGAAUUUAUCCAGGGAGAAAUUCAAAUAGACAAUUGUUUAGGAAUUCAAUCCCUUGCCGGUCAGUACUCGCUUUCGUCGCUGAAAAGUAAGGUUGAUGAUUUCGUUUGUUGGAAUUUUAUGAAGGUUGCCUGUGAGGACGAGUACGACAUGGUCCCCCCUGAUCAGUUGCGUGACAUCCUCAGCCAGGACACCCUGUAUGUGAAUGGUGAAGAAGACGUGUUUGAGGCUGUGAUGGCGUGGUUCGAGUACGACCAGGAACGUGUGCAUAAAUAUCCGGAUAUCAUGAGCCUUGUAAGAUUCCCUGUCAUGGAUCACAAGUACCUCGAGGAAAUCUACAGUGAUGAGGACAUCAUGGCGGUGCCCACAUGGAAUAAAAUCAUCUCAGACGUGGUCUCAAAUCCACUCAGGAGGAAAGCAGGCAAGUCCAGGCAAUCUCCCAAAGUGUUGUACCUCAUUGGUGAGUUGUACAAUGAGCCCAUUCAAAUGUUCAACCUGGAGACCUACUCAUGCACAACAGUUUCCAGGAUGAAAGAAAAUGCUGGCACUGCUGUUGUAGCAGAUGGUAGUCUGUAUAUGGUCGUAGGAGGCGGGCUCAUGGUGGACAGAUUCAACCCAAGAUUAAAUGACUGGGUGAGAGUUGCCGAUGGUUCAAAGGAGUCAGAGUUUGCAGCCUGUGGCGGGGUUGGUCGAAUUUACUUGGUAGGUGGUGGCAGAAGGGCCAAAUUCUUGGACUUAAGAACAAAAGAGUGGACUAAUCUUCCUUUAAUGAGCAUCCGGCGCAACUACCAUGCAAUUACUUGCGUAGAAAAUAAAGUGUUUGUCACUGGAGGAGUGACACCUCCUGGUGAACAGGCUAUUGCUGAUGCAGAAUGCUUCAAUACUGAGCUCAACAAGUGGGAAAGCAUCCCCCCAAUGAAUCAUGUGCGUUUUCGUCAUGAGUUAGCAUCUGCAGGCAAUCACGUCUAUGCCAUUGGAGGCUGUGAUAAGGUUGGCUCUGCCCAUAAGACUGUUGAGGUUUAUGACCUGAAGUCUUGUACUUGGCAGUUGAUAGGGGAAUUGAACCACCCUCGACGUGACUUUGCUGUAGGUGUAAUUCAAGGCAUGAUAUUUGUGUUUGGGGGUGGUGGAACCACAUCUAUCGAGCAAUACAACAUUGAUAUGGAUAAGUGGACAAUAGUUGGGAGCCUCAAUAAGCGAUGGAGCAAUUUUAGAUGCGUUUUAUAUCCCUUUAUUAAUUUCAAAUUAUAAGACAAUUCAUAUAAAAAAAUUUUUUACGCAUAGAAAAAAAAAACAAAGAACAGUGGACACUGCCAAUAGGGCACCCUAGUAUAACAGACACCUUCUGCAUAGUGGGCGCCCUGCAAUGCAUGAUGAGUCCUGGUGUCCUAUAUAAUAGGAUUUUAUGUUUAGAAAAAAAAUGUAUACUAAUAACAUUAAUCUAUUCGAAUAUUAUGUAUCAUAUAUUUUUUAUGGCAUAUUCAUGAUUAUUUUUAAGUAUCACACAUUUUAAUGCAGCAAUGGAUGUAACAGUUACUGUUUGUAUCCCGUCAUUAAACCAAUAGAAUAAAAAAGCGCAAACUCU
Nematostella vectensis (starlet sea anemone) is the source of this 1993-nucleotide messenger RNA. Its product is annotated as kelch-like protein 18. Lineage: Eukaryota; Metazoa; Cnidaria; Anthozoa; Actiniaria; Edwardsiidae. The record is from RefSeq and is a predicted model, not a curated record. The transcript is spliced from 2 exons. The coding region runs from base 25 to 1659 and encodes 544 amino acids. Gene Ontology annotation, molecular function: protein binding.